Molecule: messenger RNA, 907 nt
Organism: Suillus discolor
Lineage: Eukaryota; Fungi; Basidiomycota; Agaricomycetes; Boletales; Suillaceae
Product: B-cell receptor-associated protein 31-like-domain-containing protein
Exons: 7
Coding region: 105-725 (206 amino acids)
Biological process (GO): endoplasmic reticulum to Golgi vesicle-mediated transport; intracellular protein transport
Cellular component (GO): endoplasmic reticulum membrane; endoplasmic reticulum
Source: RefSeq, a predicted model, not a curated record
AGUGCACCCAUCCCGAUUUAAAGGCUGCAACGUAGACUUCAACCUUUAAAUUCAAAGCUUCGACGACGACCUUGACAUUGACAGCAACAACGACUUUAAGCACGAUGACAAUCUAUUACUCGCUUACAUUCUUGCUCCUAGCAGCAGAAAUGGCAACAUUCUGCCUGCUCGUAUCCCCACUCCCUUUCACAGUCCGCAAAAAACUUUUCCAUUUUCUCUCUGAAAGCCCCAUCGUCGCCAAAGUCGCGUAUGGACUCAAGAUUUCCUUCAUCUUCGUGGGCAUUCUCUUCCUAGAUGCCCUCCAACGCAUGUUCCGUGUAACAGCCGAAACCGAAAUGGCAAAAACAGGCGGCCAGGGCAUGCACGACGUACGAACUGAGACCAAUUUCGCCGCUCGCAAGUUUUACGCUCAACGAAACACUUACCUAACUGGUUUCUGCCUCUUCCUCUCUUUGGUCCUCACCCGCACAUUUUCCAUCAUCUUGGACCUCAUCCACACGCAGGAGGAAUACGCCAAAUUGAAGAAAGUUGUUGGUGCUGGCGCCAAGGGUGACCAAUCCAAGCAAAUCGAAGAACUGAAGAAAAAAUUAGCCGCGAGUGAAGCGAAGGACCGUGACUUUGCAAACCUCAAAAAGCAGGCCGCACAACAGGCUGCUGAAGUUGAUCGGCUUGUGGGUAGGCACAAUGAGGCGACUGGGGCUGUUUCGGACAAGAAAUUGGACUAGAGGUCCUCUGUGUAAUUGUCAUGUGUACUGGCUUUCAUGUUCUUUCAGUUCUUGUUGACGAUCAGUUACCCAUCUUUGCCAUGGCAUUCCUAACAAUGUGUAGUAAGUAGCAAAUUCAGUGACAUGUAUUUGAAGGGUACAGUACCUUCUCUGAGAGAAUUAUGUCAACCACAAUAUUGUCC